AUGGCGGUUCAGAGGCAUAGACUCGUCGUGGUCGGCCUCGGAAUGGUUGGCAUUGCUUUCAUAGAGAAACUGUUGAAAUACGAUACCCGUACGAGGGAAUACGACAUCACCGUCCUGGGCGAGGAGCCUCAUCUGGCGUAUAACCGCGUCGGUCUGACCAGCUUCUUUUCCCACCGGAAGAUUGAGAAUCUGUACCUGAAUCCGGAGGAAUGGUACGCUCAGGUCCCAGACGGUGCUCUGGGCCACCACAUCAACACAAAGGUGACGGGCAUCAAUCCGCAGGCCAAGACGGUGUCGUGUGAGGAUGGAAGAGUGGUCCCCUACGAUACCCUCGUCCUCGCUACGGGGUCCGAUGCUGUCCUCCCGCGGAGCACCCCCGGUCACGACGCCGCGGGGGUCUUCGUCUACCGCACGAUAGACGAUCUGGUCCGCCUCAUCGACUUUGCCGACACGAGGGGGGGCUCCGUCGGGGCCGUCGUCGGCGGUGGCCUGUUGGGGCUCGAGGCCGCCAAGGCCAUGAUGGACCUCGGGAGGUUCGAGAGGGUCAGGCUCAUCGAGCGCAACCGCUGGGUGCUCAGCCGACAGCUGGACGGCGACGCCGGGUCCAUGGUGGUCCAGCAGGUCAGGGACCUGGGUCUGGACGUGAUGCUGAGCAGGCGUGUGGGCCGCAUCAAGGUCGACGCCGGCAACAGCGUCACCGGUGUCGUGUUCGAGGACGGGGAGGAGAUGGACUGCUCCACCAUCUGCUUCGCCAUCGGCAUCAGGCCGAGGGACGAGCUGGCGCGGAGGUCGGGGAUCCGGUGCGCCGAGCGGGGCGGCGGCGUCCUCGUCGGCGACGACCUGAGUACCAGUAGCCCCGGGGUGUACGCCAUCGGGGAGUGUGCGAGCUGGAAGGACCAGACUUUCGGUCUCAUCGCCCCCGGCGUCGAGAUGGCCGACGUGCUCGCAUUCAACCUGACCCAGGCCAAGCUGCACGCCCCCCGCAUCUUCAAGCGGCCGGACCUGAGCACCAAGCUCAAGCUUCUCGGUGUCGAUGUCGCCAGCUUCGGGGACUACUUUGCCGAUCGAGACGGGCCCCAGCACCUGCCGCCCAAGUACAAGAAGACCCGGGCCGUCGUCGACGGUGACGUUUCAGAGCCACCUGUCAAGGCACUCACUUACAAAGACCCGUUCCAGAAUGUGUAUAAGAAGUACAUAUUCACCCCGGAUGGCAGGUACCUCUUGGGGGGUAUGAUGAUUGGCGACACGUCCGACUACGUCAAGCUGGUGCCCAUGGUAAAGGGCAUGAAGGAACUCGACAUGCCGCCGGGCCAGCUCAUCCUUGGUGCGAAGAGGAGCGACGACGGCAACGACGGCGAUGACCUGGACGACGACGUGCAAAUAUGCUCCUGCCACAACGUGACGAAGGGCGACGUGGUUGGCAAGGUCAAGGACGGCACGUGCAGGGACGUGGGCUCCGUCAAGUCGUGCACCAAGGCCGGCACGGGCUGCGGCGGGUGCAUGCCGCUGGUGACGGCCAUCUUCAACAGGACGAUGCUCUCCAUGGGCAACGAGGUCAAGAACUACAUCUGCGCUCACUUCAACUACUCCCGCGCAGACCUGUACAGCAUCACCAUGGUGAAGAGGCUGACGACGAUGCGCGAGGUGAUGCGCGAGGCCGGGAACGAUGGGGAGAGCCCCGGCUGCGAGCUGUGCAAGCCAGCCGUGGCCAGCAUGCUGGCGUCGCUGUGGAACCGCCACGUCAUGGACGGGCCCGUCCACGGACUCCAAGACACAAACGACCGCUACCUGGGCAACAUCCAGCGCAACGGCACCUACUCGGUCGUCCCGCGCGUCUCGGGCGGAGAGAUCACGCCGGACAAGCUGAUGGCCAUCGGCGCCGUCGCCAAGAAGUACAACCUGUACACCAAGAUCACGGGGGGUCAGCGCAUCGACAUGUUCGGCGCCAGGAAGCAGGACCUCCUCGACAUAUGGGGCCAGCUCGUAGCCGCCGGCAUGGAGUCCGGCCACGCCUACGCCAAGUCGCUGAGGACCGUCAAAAGCUGCGUCGGCACCACGUGGUGUCGCUUCGGUAUUGGAGACAGCGUAGGCAUGGCGGUCCGCCUGGAGGAGCGGUACAAGAGUAUCAGGGCUCCUCACAAGAUCAAGGGCGGCGUGAGCGGGUGUGUGCGUGAGUGUGCCGAGGCCCAAAGUAAAGAGUAUUUGCUGACUAGCCUGAUCCUUGAAAGCUUCGGCCUCAUCGCUACAGAAAAGGGCUUCAACAUAUUCGUAGCCGGAAACGGCGGUGCCAAGCCGCGACAUGCCGAGCUGCUAGCCAAGGACGUGUCCCCGGUAGACGUCGUCCCCAUCCUUGAUCGGUACCUGAUGUUCUACAUCCGCACGGCGGAUAAGCUCCAGCGCACAGCGCCCUGGCUGGAGAACCUUCCCGGCGGCAUGUCGUACCUGCGCGAGGUGAUACUGGACGACAAGCUGGGCAUCUGCGCGUCGCUCGAGGCGCAGAUGGCCGAGCUGGUCGACAGCUUCUUCGACGAGUGGGCCGAAGCCAUCCGCACGCCCGCCAUAGCCGCCAAGUUUAAGCAGUUCCAGAACACGGGCGACAGCCUGGACUCGGUGGAAACAGAGCAGGACAGGGGCCAGGACCGGCCGGUCCUCUGGGCCAAGGACGCCGCCGCAGAGGACUUCAAGUCGCUCAGCGGCCGCUGGUCCUCCGUCUCCUCCUGGCAGCCCGUCCUCGAGGCCUCCUACUUUGACGGGGCAGACGACCAGCCCAACGGCGUAUCGGCCACCAUCAAGCGCGGAGACACGCAGCUCGCCCUCUGGCGCUUCCGCGGCAGCUUCUACGCCACCCAGCAAAUGUGCCCCCACAAGCGAGCCUUUGUCCUGUCCGAGGGUCUGCUGGGACAGGAUCCCGCUGCCGCUACUACUACUGCUGCUGCUGCUGCCGAUGCCACCGCAGAGCCUCGUAGCCCCUGGGUCUCGUGCCCCCACCACAAACGCAACUUUGACCUGUCCAGCGGCGCGUGCAAGUCCGACGAUAGCCUCUCCAUCGCCACCUUCCCCGUCGAGGUCAGGCCAGACGGGCUCGUCUACCUCAAGCUGCCGCCCGUCGAGGAGCUCGACGCCGCCCUGGGCACGGCCAGGUGGCGUGUCAAGAAGGGUGAGAGCGGCGACUCGCCGUUUGCCGAGCUGGACAGGAAGAUCAAGUUCAAGGGCAUAAGGGGGAGGAAGCCGUCCGCCAAGCCACAUAGUGCGACGAGGAUGGUGAAGCCUGUUGAGCUCAUGGCAGGUGGGGGGGGGUGUGGGAGCGCACCGGAUUGGUGA
This is a messenger RNA of Geosmithia morbida, 3321 nucleotides long. RefSeq names its product nitrite reductase (NAD(P)H). The record is from RefSeq and is a predicted model, not a curated record. Gene Ontology annotation, molecular function: heme binding; 2 iron, 2 sulfur cluster binding; nitrite reductase [NAD(P)H] activity. Bases 1 to 3321 code for a protein of 1106 amino acids. The transcript has 4 exons. NCBI's taxonomy places the organism in Eukaryota, Fungi, Ascomycota, Sordariomycetes, Hypocreales, Bionectriaceae.